AUGUAUAGUUCUAAACAAGAGGAGACGCAGUCCUCGUCCUUCCGCCCCGGCUUCCUCCGGCCCGGUCCCCGGGAGGGGGCGGGGACCACGCCUCCCGGCGGCCGUGCCCGUGGAGCCUGCGCAGUGAGCGCGCGCUGCGGGGGGCGGCCACUGCGCACGCGCCCGGCGGCCGCGCCCACGCGGCGCUCCUUCAAAAGUUGCCCUGGCGCCGAGGGCCGCGCAGAGCGGCGCGGCGGCCGCCACGGGACGGAGGAGAGGGAGCUCCCGGGGUGGGGAGCGGGGCUUCUCCGGAGUGACAGCCGUGCUUUCCCAGGGGAAGCCGGGAAGCCUUCUGUGCCGUCCGCCGACGGCUGCUGCAGGGAGCGCCGUCCAUCCUUUCGGAGCCCCCGGGCGGAGGAGCCGGCGGCGUGUGGGCCCGCGAUGCCCGCCCCCCGCCAGGCUGGACCCCGCGGAGGCGCGUUCCCACGCCGAUGCCGGCUCCCGGGUGUGCGGAGCCCGGCGCCGCUGCUCCCGGUGAGGCCGCGGACGGGGGUGCCCCUGGCGCUCCGUCCGCCCCGGCUUCCCGCCCGCCAGAGCCUACAGGUGGUCUUGCUUCAGGGUGGCUGGUGACCUUCCAGAAAAGGAAAACAAUGGAAAAUCAUCAAAAUUACCAUAAACCGCUGCCAACUGAAUGUUUCUUUUUACCAUGCAGAGUGGAGGGAAAUGGUAUUCCUGCAUUACAUAAUCUACAACAACCUACUUACCUACUGUCUUCUUAAUCUACAUUAUUAUUGGAAGCAGGGCCUGAGACAGAGGCAGACAUAUUCUACUUGGGAAUAUAAUCCUAGGGAGCAGGAAUGAGAGAGAGGAAAGAAAAUUCAAGCAAAAUAAGGUAGUGUUAUCAAGUGUCUGCCACUAUUAACAGUUUCUUAGUGAAGAGCCUUCUCAGGAUCCUUACUAAAUUUUGUGUUGGAACUGUCUGUCUGCAGAUUGACAGGGAGAAGCAUUUAUCUCUCAGCACCCAUCUCCUACAUAUUGAGAACUGCUCCCUUUGGUGUUAAUUCCCCCAGCCCUGAAGUUGCAAAGCUGGGAGAGCCUCCCUGGCACCAGAGCAUCACUCAUUGCCACAGCAGAGAAGCCGUGAGAUAGGAAGCCAGAUCCUUGGGCCAGGCUGGAGUGAGGCACUGUCAGCACAGAACAGGGGGAACCUUCCCAGACUGUUCACCAGCGUGGUGGCUGGACCUGGAGGUUGCAGAGAUGUGAGACAGAGCACAGCAGACAUCAUAUAAGCCUACAGAAUGUGCUUUUAGCUGUGUCCAAAUCUAUUUUCUCUCUUUUUUCUGUAAUCAAAAUUUCAGUGUCCAGAACAAGGCUGGCAGAAGUAGAAAGUUUAACUGUGUUAGAAUAUGUACAUUAAUGACAGUUUUAACCUUAAGGGAUUUUUGUAAGAAAUAGGACAGGAACAUGCAAAAUACAACAUGAGAACUUGGGAAAAUAAAAAUUAUAUAUAUUGUACUUGAAACAUUAGACUAUUGAAUAGAGAUACUAGAUAUCUUCUAAACUCAUGUAAUCUCAGAAAACAAUCAUGAAUUGUUUGAAGAAAUAAAAUGAACCUUUUGUUGAGUC
Messenger RNA from Pipistrellus kuhlii (Kuhl's pipistrelle), 1605 nucleotides. RefSeq names its product translation initiation factor IF-2-like. Bases 1 to 609 code for a protein of 202 amino acids. The record is from RefSeq and is a predicted model, not a curated record. The transcript is spliced from 3 exons. NCBI's taxonomy places the organism in Eukaryota, Metazoa, Chordata, Mammalia, Chiroptera, Vespertilionidae.